AUGAAAAGAUUCCGAGUCAGCACUCCCCACAACACACUCGUAAUUAGCUCGCAUAUACAUGAUUUCCGGGCCGGGCUCGAGCCCGACCGGGAGCACGCCUGCCCCAACAGUGAUGUUCUGCAUUGUGCGGAGCAUCAGACGGAUCUGCCGGGUUGCCUUUCUCCGGACGGCAAACCCGAGUUUCCGGCCGUUGCAGAAGAGGGUCCAGACAGGGACGGAGUGAAGCGGCUCAGCUCGGACUCGGAUGACUCGGCCGAGUUGAACUCGAGGGCGAUUCUGACCAGCCCGCACUGCAUCUCCUGGAUGAGGGCCGACGUGGGGAUGGAGAGCUCGAGGAGGAGGGUCGGACGGGUCGAGAGGCGGUCCAGCUGGAUGCAGAACCAGACGUGGCCGCCGCGCCGGUGGCCGAAGAUGGUGCCGAUGCCCAUCGUACGGGAGGAGCGCGGGUGGGAGUACGCGGCGGCAGAGGCGGACGGGUGGGCGGCGGGCGAGGAGGAGGAUGAGGAUGAGGAGGAGGGGGAUGGGGGCUCCCGGCCGGCGGCGGGGAGGGGGCGGUCGGGUUCGGCGGCGCGCUUCUUCGCGGCGGCGGCGGAGGAGUCGAGGUCGUCGCGGAGGGAGGUGCUGAGGCGUUUCUUGGACGCGGCGGCGGAGGAGGAGGACGGCGGGGUAGGGGCGGUGCGGGUAUGGUGGAAGCAGGGGAAGAAAAAGCGGCGGAGGGCGUCAGUUUUCGUCAUGGCCGGAAAAAUCAAGAAAGGGUCUUUCUUGCGAGAGAAUCCUCACAACUCAUCACAACGUAGUUUUCGAAACUUUUCUCACGAGAACAAUCCAAGCAAGCAGCCGAUAAAACACGAAAAACACCAACAUAAUCCCGACAUUAAACCAUCUCGUGUCGUGUUCGAAUCCUCUGUUCCUCAACACGUCCCGCCCCGUCAGCACACAUUCCGUCCGAAUAUCGUCUCUUCUCGAAAAACACUCUUCCCUUUCGCUCCAAUAUUCGUUAAUAACCAGACAAUCCAAAGGGUACCGAUAAAUCGAAACAUAGUACAUGAAGAGCCAGUACUUUGGAAUCGCCUCGCGCGGUAUGAAAUAACCCGAGAAGAGAAAAAACGAGCCAAGAACCGUGCAGAUUAA
This is a messenger RNA of Striga asiatica, 1131 nucleotides long. The record is from the annotation of a GenBank genome assembly. Lineage: Eukaryota; Viridiplantae; Streptophyta; Magnoliopsida; Lamiales; Orobanchaceae.